GCUGAUUAAGGCUGUUAAUAUUCAGUAAGAUAAAAAUUAAGAUAGAUUUAUUUUUUAUUUCCAAGGAUAUUUCUAAAUUCUACAUGUGGUGGAUCUGUGGAAGUGUCAGCUGUCCGAAGGCCGAUAUCACAGUGUUUUACAGAAUGUCGAGAAAUAUUGCAGUAGCAGCAAUCCUCGUGUUACUAUCAGGAGUUCAGGCUCAGCACAGUGUAAUUCUCUCCUCUCAGAGUCUCUGUGCCGUUACUGGAUCUACAGUAAAAAUCUCCUGUACAUUAAGAACACCUGAUCACUCCAGUGUCACACAGAGAGAGUGGUAUCGAGUCCAGAGCUCUGAAGGAGAAGCACGAGUCCUGAGCAAAGAUCCACAAUACUCAGGACGAGUGUCUGUAAGCACAGUGACGUCUGACUGUGAGCUGACACUGAGGAAUGUGAGUGGGAAUGACUCUGGAGUUUAUAAUUUCAGAUUUAAAACACAGAGAAGUGACUGGAUAUCAGCCUCAUUUGGAGUUCAUCUGACUGUUACAGACUUGCAGGUGAAAGUGGAUCCUAACACUGUAGGACAGAGAGAAGUGAAAGUGACCUGUAGCUCCACCUGCAGCCUCAGUACACAGAGUUUCUCCUGGUACAGGAAUGGCCAAUUCAGCAGAUCUACCAGAGACACCUCCAUUGUGCUCGACUCCACCCGUCCAUCUAAUGGGGGCAGCUACUCCUGUCAAGUAUAUGAGAGUUUACACCGCUCUCCCCCAGUGUGUGUACUGGGUAAAGAGUGUUGGGGUGUGACUUACACUCUUGAUCAUGUGUGUGCUCUGAAAGACUCAUCGAUUGAUCUCCCCUGCUCAUAUAAACACCCUGCAGGCCACACAGUGAUAAAAUCAGUGUGGUUCAUUAAAGUGCAGGCUGACGCUGAGGCUGUGGAUGUGAGAGAGGAUGAGGAGUAUCGGGGCCGAGUGCAGUACACACACAGCUCCCAGAAUAACUGUAGUCUGAGAAUCACUAAUCUGACAGAGAGAGACGCUCAAACAUACAGAUUCAGAUUCUACACCGAUGGGGGUAAUUACACCGGUGACUCUGGGGUCUCUCUGUCUGUCACAGGUCUGCAGGUGAUAGUGAGUUCAACAACAACAGACGGAGAAACAGUAACACUGAGCUGUAUCACCCCCUGCACUCUGUCUAACAACCCCACUUACAUCUGGUACAAGAACGGACAGCGUGUGUCUGACUGUAAAUUUGCCUCCUGCUCUGUAGCUGCAGUCAGUGGUUCGGUCAGUUACAGCUGUGCUGUUGAAGGCAACGACAGUCUCCUCUCUCCUCCAGUGUAUUCCCCUAAAAGCACCAGAGCAGUGGUUCUUUCCUCUGGAGACACAGUGGAGGGGGGUUCAGUGACUCUGAGCUGUAGCAGUGAUGCAAACCCUCCUGUUCUCACCUACUCCUGGUUUAAGCAGAGAGCAGAUGCAGAGACAUUGCUGACAACAGGCCAGAAUUACAGCACCAGCAGCAUCAGCUACCAGCACAGCGGACUGUACUACUGCACUGCUCGCAAUCAGCUGGGACAGCACAACUCUACACCAACACACCUGGAUGUGUUACCUGAGGUGUGGAAGCUGCAUGCUGUAUGGGGAGCUGCUGUACUCAUUCCUGUUCUGCUUCUCUCUCUUCUUACUGCUGUUCUGUGCAUUAAGAGGAAGAGAGGAACAGAGAGAGACACAGACAUUCAGAGUAUUCCAACGCCUGGAGAUGAUGACACAUACACAUCCCUGAAUUCCAUGAAUAUGUCCUCGGAAUAUGAGACUCUGCAGAAUGUUCAAGGAUCUGCUGUUGACACAUACACACCCAUGAAACCUCUGAUGUCCUCCGAUUAUGCACAUUGAUUAAGUGACAGGUUCAGAUGGUUGAAGCCUGUAGCCAGGUCCUCUGAGAGAUGUGGCUACUCUACUCAGUGAGGAGAAGUACUCCAGAACUGGAGAAUGAUAACUAACAGUUCCAUUUGGUUAGUGACUUUACAUUCAGCAUCAUGAACAGCACAGGAAGGAUGCUCAGGGUGAAAGUUUUAGGAUUAGAGAUGAGGAUUAGAGUUAAACAGCGUUAAAACGUCACAACUAACUAAAUUCUGUCUUAAUUAAAUGUCAUUCAUUUAUGUUAUUCAAGCAGCUCCUUUAGUUUCUAAGUCGUCUUUCUGCUCAUUUAACAUAUUACAUAAAACCCUUCACACUGACGUAAUUUGACAUUUUCUACUAUACAUAGCUCUACAGCUUUUCCUCAUCAUCUCUUCACUUGACUGAUCUCUGUUCACGCUAACAUCAGAAUGAAAAUAAUCAUUUAUUAAUUCAGUCACUUCUGUUCUGUUAUUAAAUUCCUUGUUACUGUCUUUUUAUCUGUUUAGCUAAACAUUUUACUCUGUAAUUGUCAUUGUCAUGUGUCGUAAACUACAGUAAAAAUCUGGCUAAUGAUAAUGAUAACUGAUAAUGAUAUCAACCUCCAUGAAGACGAAUUCUAUGUUGCCUGAUCUGUUACUGGCCAAUAUUGAAAAUGUUUCUAUAUACAAGAAUAAAAUUGAGCUUUUGCAGGACUGAAUACUGUAUACUGUUGAAAUCAUAAAUAUUUAUUUACACAGGAAUAUUAAAAAUAAGUACAAACCUCUUUACGUAAUAUAGAGAAC
Messenger RNA from Pangasianodon hypophthalmus (striped catfish), 2656 nucleotides. Its product is annotated as B-cell receptor CD22-like. The transcript is spliced from 12 exons. Lineage: Eukaryota; Metazoa; Chordata; Actinopteri; Siluriformes; Pangasiidae. The record is from RefSeq and is a predicted model, not a curated record. Bases 84 to 1868 code for a protein of 594 amino acids.